Oppiella nova is the source of this 459-nucleotide messenger RNA. NCBI's taxonomy places the organism in Eukaryota, Metazoa, Arthropoda, Arachnida, Sarcoptiformes, Oppiidae. The record is from the annotation of a GenBank genome assembly.
AUGCGAUGGUUCAAAACAGGUGACAUCGUGGAGGUGGGCUCCGACGGUAUGUUCAAAAUCAUUGACAGGAAAAAGGAUUUCGUGAAACUCCAGUUCGGGGAGUAUAUAUCACUUGGAAAGGUUGAGUCGGAGCUCAAGAACUUCCCAUUUGUGGACAAUAUAUGCGUUUAUGGGGACAGCCAUCGCACGUAUUUAAUUGCAUUGAUUAUACCCAACCAAAAGGCGCUGACAGGACUGGCAGCUCAGCUCCUGACUGGUGUCGAAAGCGACAAAUUAGUGGAUUUGUGCGGAAACCGCAAAAUCAUGGCUCACAUCGAGAAGGAGUUGCAAACGUAUUGUCAGUCGACGGGAAAGUUGCAUAAAAUGGAAAUACCGCUCAAAAUCAUGUUAUGCCCGCAGGAGUGGACCACUGGUAACGGUUUGGUGACACCGGCGCUCAAGAUUAGGCGCAAGAAUAUA